This is a messenger RNA of Populus euphratica (Euphrates poplar), 1954 nucleotides long. RefSeq names its product laccase 6 (gene LAC6). The record is from RefSeq and is a predicted model, not a curated record. The coding region runs from base 63 to 1781 and encodes 572 amino acids. Gene Ontology annotation, biological process: lignin catabolic process. Gene Ontology annotation, molecular function: hydroquinone:oxygen oxidoreductase activity; copper ion binding. NCBI's taxonomy places the organism in Eukaryota, Viridiplantae, Streptophyta, Magnoliopsida, Malpighiales, Salicaceae. Gene Ontology annotation, cellular component: apoplast. The transcript is spliced from 6 exons.
UUCCAGCCCUCUAGCCUCCCACUUCAAACUCACCACUCCCUCUCUCUCUCAUCUCUCUCAACAUGGCCAACCUAGUAACUUCAUUUAUGCUAUGGUUAUGCUUGAUAUCAUAUGCUUACACUACUAUUCAUGCUGCUCCAGAGUGGCCUCGAGGGAGAUCGACCAGGUUUUAUGAUUUCAAGAUUCAAACGACGACAGUCGAUAAACUGUGCAACUCUAAGCAAAUCGUGACAGUCAACAAUAUGUUUCCCGGACCAGUUGUUUAUGCCCAACAAGGCGAUAAAUUAAUCGUAAAAGUUAGUAACGAGUCACCUUACAACGCCACUAUCCACUGGCAUGGAGUCAGGCAGAUACUAUCAUGCUGGUUCGACGGACCUUCGUAUAUCACCCAGUGUCCGAUUCAACCUGGUCAGACUUUCACAUAUGAGUUCACAUUGGUGGGGCAAAAGGGCACCUUCUUCUGGCAUGCUCAUGUUUCCUGGCUGAGGGCCACAGUUUAUGGUGCCCUGGUCGUAUAUCCAAAGCCUGGGAUCCCAUACCCAUUCAAGUACCCAUACGAAGAGCAUAUUGUAAUUCUAGGGGAAUACUGGCUCCAGGAUAUUGUACAACUUGAGCGCCAAGUCGUAGCAAGCGGGGGAGGUCCUCCACCAGCAAAUGCGUACACCAUUAAUGGUCAUCCUGGCCCUAACUACAAUUGCUCUGCUAAUGAUGUGUACAAGAUCGAUGUGGUCCCUGGGAAGACCUACUUGUUAAGGCUGAUAAACGCAGGCUUAAACAUGGAGAACUUCUUCGCUAUUGCUAAUCACAAAUUAACAAUAGUGGAAGCCGAUGCUGAAUACACAAAACCAUUCACCACAGACCGUGUGAUGCUCGGACCAGGCCAGACCAUGAUCGUCCUAGUUACCGCUGAUCAGACAAUUGGAAAAUACUCCAUGGCCAUGGGACCUUAUGUGUCAGGUCAAAACAUUCCAUUCCAGAAUAUAUCUGCAAUUGCGUACUUCCAGUACGUGGGAGCAAUGCCUAACAGCUUAUCUUUACCAGCUAGAUUACCUAGCUUUAACGACAAUUUGGCUGUUAAGACAGUCAUGGAUGGCCUAAGAGGCCUAAACACUUCCGAUGUUCCAAAAGAGAUUGAUACCAACCUCUUUCUUACCAUUGGGAUGAACGUUAACAAGUGUACGUCCAAGACACCACAGCAGAACUGCCAAGGCCUAAAUAAUGGGACAAUGGCAGCUUCUAUGAACAAUAUCAGUUUCAUCAAGCCAACAGUUUCAGUUUUGGAAGCUUAUUAUAAAGGAAUUGACGGGUUUUUCACCGAUAACUUUCCCGGGGCACCCUUCAGAUUCUAUGACUUUGUCAAUGGGGCCCCGAACAACGCUCCUAACGACACCAGCUCGAUGAAUGGGACUAGGGUCAAGGUCCUUGAAUACGGAACCCGCGUGCAAAUGAUCUUGCAGAAUACUGGGACGGUAACAACUGAGAAUCACCCUAUUCAUCUUCACGGCUAUAGCUUCUACGUUGUGGGUUAUGGCGCAGGAAACUAUAAUCCGCAGACAGUAAAUCUAAAUUUAGUUGAUCCACCAUACAUGAACACAAUUGGAGUUCCAGUGGGUGGAUGGGCCGCCAUUCGAUUUGUUGCUGACAAUCCUGGUGUUUGGUUUAUGCAUUGUCACUUUGAUAUACACCAAUCGUGGGGGUUAGGUACGGUUUUUAUAGUGAAGAAUGGGAAAGGGCACCUCGAGACUCUCCCUCAUCCUCCAGCAGAUCUGCCCCGCUGCUAGGGCCGUCAGAUUUUUCAAUACAUAGCACAUGAAGAUGGAUGGAUGGAUGUGAUCUUUUGAAUCAUGGAUUCUUUAUCAGCUAGUGUAAUAUGCGUGGUCAAUUUCUUUCAGAUCAUCAAUUUCUGGGUGUAAAGAGGGGGGAAAAAAGAACCAAUAAACUUCUCCAUUUCCUU